Protopterus annectens (West African lungfish) is the source of this 1290-nucleotide messenger RNA. RefSeq names its product delta 4-desaturase, sphingolipid 2 (gene DEGS2). Gene Ontology annotation, biological process: sphinganine metabolic process; ceramide biosynthetic process. Gene Ontology annotation, cellular component: membrane. Bases 224 to 1192 code for a protein of 322 amino acids. The transcript has 3 exons. Lineage: Eukaryota; Metazoa; Chordata; Ceratodontiformes; Protopteridae. The record is from RefSeq and is a predicted model, not a curated record. Gene Ontology annotation, molecular function: sphingolipid delta-4 desaturase activity.
CGCCACAGUGAACUUUCCAGACUGCAUCACAAGAUGGUGAGUAACACUGGUCCACAUAGUAAUCUUUCCUAGGAAGGGCCCAGAUCGUGCCAUUUGCACUGCUCACCUGUACAACUGUUACUUCCGUAAAACCUUCUCAGAGCACGCCCUACAGAGCGACCUCUCCUAGUAAUCGCACCAGCUCCUGUGCAACAGGUACAACACCUGUCCGUUUACCGCAAUCAUGGGUAACAAAGUAGUUCGACAGGACUUUGAAUGGGUCUAUACAGAUCAGCCCCAUACUGAGCGACGGAAAGAAAUAUUAGCUAAGUAUCCAGAAAUCAAGUCAUUGAUGGGCCCAGAUCCUCAUUUGAAAUGGAUUGUUUCUGCAAUGGUUUUUACACAGAUUCUUGCAUGUUACUUGGUGAAGGAUUUGUCCUGGAAAUGGAUUUUCUUUUGGGCUUAUGCAUUCGGAGGUUGCAUCAACCAUUCACUGACAUUAGCCAUUCAUGACAUUUCUCACAAUGUUGCGUUUGGUAAUAAACAGGCAAAGUGGAAUCGAUGGUUUGCAGUGUUUGCAAACUUACCCAUUGCAAUGCCAUAUUCUGCUUCCUUUAAGAAGUACCAUAUAGACCACCAUAGAUACUUGGGAGGUGACAGCUUGGAUGUGGAUAUUCCAACAUACUUUGAAGGCUGGUUCUUCUGUACACCAUGUUGCAAGGUCAUUUGGCUUUUUCUUCAGCCUUUGUUUUAUGUCUUACGGCCACUGUAUGUCAACCCUAAGUCCAUCACUCAAAUGGAAGUUCACAAUGCUUUGGUUCAGUUUGUAGCUGACUUUAUAAUAUACUAUCUUUGGGGUUUAAAACCUGUCAUAUAUCUACUGGCAGGUUCUAUACUUUGCAUGGGACUACAUCCUAUUUCUGGACAUUUUAUUGCUGAGCAUUAUAUGUUUAUAAAGGGCCAAGAGACAUAUUCCUACUACGGACCCCUCAACUGGAUUACAUUUAAUGUUGGUUAUCACAUGGAACAUCAUGAUUUCCCUAAUAUUCCUGGAAGCAAGCUGUAUUUGGUGAAGAAGAUCGCAGCUGAUUACUAUGAUAACCUACCUCAUCAUGACUCCUGGGUUCGAGUCCUCUGGGACUUUGUCUUUGAUCCUUCUAUUGGUCCCUAUUCCAGAGUUAAGAGAGAGUUCAAACUGGCUAAGGGGGACUAAAGGCUGCAAUAUGCAUUAAUAGACAUGCAGACAAUGUUUCAAAACCUAAAAUGUUAUUAUAUGUCAGUAAAUAAAUCUUGCAUUAGGGUGAACUCUAA